GUAUUGAGCGGUCAUACUAGCCGUUAAUUUUCUAAAAGUCGUGGAAUUAAUCGAGUACUAGUUAAUAUACUGAAAGAGGCAAAAGGUUUUUUGGAUUAACUUAAGAACUUCAUACUUAUUCGUUAAUCGAUAAAACCUUGGUACCUAAGCAUAUUUACUUUUUUAAAUAAUCGUGUAAUUGAUAUUUUUGUUGAAUACAAUGAACAAAAUGGGGUCAACGUCAUAUAUCGGGUCAAAAUCUAUUCGAGAAAAUUUUUUUCAAUGGACUGCUAAAUGGUUCUAUUCAAAUCUACCCGAAAAUACAUCAAUAAAACCAGAUAUACCAAGUAUAAUUUGUUUAUUACAAACAAUUGGCUUCAAGCUUCGAGAAUUUGAAAAAAGUGAUCGUCUAGUACACAAUAAAGAUUCAGUUAAAAAAAAAAAUAUUAGAAUAACAUUAGAAUGUGGUUCUUCAAAAAUAACCGCUAUUCUCGAUAUGGAUGAUAUCAAAUGUGAAUGUCCAGAUAAUAAUGAAACAAAAGAUGGUUCCUUAUGGAGUAUCACUGGCACAGAACCUGUCGGGAGUACGGAGAGUAUAAACAAAAUAGAGAAAACCGGAAGCAACUUAUUGCCUACAAUGUCAAAAGAAACAAUGGCCGUUGUACGUGAUGUUGUUCAUAGACUCUUUAAAACUAUUAAUAAAAAUAAUUUUAAUCAAAAUAUAGAUUCAAGUAAAAAUCUAUCGACUUCAUAUAAGGAUGUAAUAGGAAUGAAAAAUACAAAAAAUCUUAUUCGCAGUUAUACAGACUUAUACGAUAAAAAUUAUAAAUCAAAAAAUAACACUGACAUUAAAAAGAUUCGCCCAAAUUCAAAAUUAGUUUCCUCCAUAGACACACAAAAAUUAAUUCCUUAUAAACCAAAAUUGACGAGACAAGAUACUUACGAUAUCAAAGUUGAAAAAGAAAAUAUGGAACCUCGCCCAUCGCCGCGAAAAACGACAAUUUCGUCAGUACCACCCGAAUUUUCCAUUUCCCUUGGUGAUAUAUCAAUACAAAGUGAAGAAGAAAUUUUUGAUUUAACGGAAUAUGUUGUAAAAGCAUAUGAAAUUUUAGGAAAAGCCGUCUAUUCUAUUAAUAAAAAACUUCCAAUUAAUUGCAGUAUUUCUUCGCUUCAAGAAGACAAUAGUUUCGUGAGGCCAACGACUAUGCCGUUAAUGAACAGCAGUUUCUGCAUAACCAGUCCUUGCGCCUCUACCAAUAGUGGCCUCCUCAGUCGCAGUAUGAACACCGAUGGUUCGUCUCGACCCAGUUCAGUCUGCUCCAUGCAAUCUCGGCCAAUAAGAGCCAUUCCAACCUUGAAAAGGUCUACCCUCCAACACUGCAGCCCCAUGAAGAUGCCACCGAUGCGCGACCGUAGCAGCUCCUGUAGUGUAGCCCAGCGUCCGCAACCCGCACCCUCUAAAGCCUUACUUCGUACCGCAUCUGGGCCAACUAGGCGAAAUAGCACCAACGUCAUUGAUUCCGGACUUGCGCAACGCCUUGUAUCACCGAGGCCUUAUCGAAAAGAUAGAAGAUCUAACACAGAGUCUAUUCGGGUUGAUGAGGAGAGUUCGCGGCAUCCUAAAAAGGUAAACGGCAAUAGCUUCGUGAGGCUAACGACUAUGCCGUUAAUGAGCAACAGUUUCUGCAUAAGUCCUUGCGCCUCUACCAAUAGUGGCCUCAUCAGUCGCAGUAUGAACACCGAUGGCUCGUCUCGACCCAGUUCAGUCUGCUCCAUGCAAUCUCGGCCAAUAAGAGCCAUUCCAGCCUUGAAAAGGUCUACCCUCCAACACUGCAGCCCCAUGAAGAUGCCACCGAUGCGCGACCGUAGCAGCUCCUGUAGUGUAGCCCAGCGUCCGCAAUCCGCACCCGCUAAAGCCUUACUUCGUACCGCAUCUGGGCCAACUAGGCGAAAUAGCACCAACGUCAUUCAUUCCGGCCUUGAUAGCUGCACGAUUUUAAAAGAUACAUUCUUCAAAACUUAUCAAAUUUGA
Molecule: messenger RNA, 2011 nt
Organism: Ceratosolen solmsi marchali
Lineage: Eukaryota; Metazoa; Arthropoda; Insecta; Hymenoptera; Agaonidae
Exons: 7
Coding region: 200-2011 (603 amino acids)
Source: RefSeq, a predicted model, not a curated record